UCUUUCCUGCCGACAUUUCAUUUCCUGGCAUGCUGUCAAACUGCGAAGCGGAUCCGAUGCAGACAUAUGCCAGCCCUGAGCUUCCUCGCCUCUCUUCCCUUCGUGGAGAGAGUUCACUGACCACAAUGGAGACAUGUGUGUGAGGACAGCAGGGACAACAUGGACACAAGCUGGACCAUCUUGGCCUCAUGUCUCUUCCUCCAGUUACACCCGAUCAGGGGGCUCCCGAAGGGACAGGCUCACCAAGUCGAAGACGUCUACGCCUCGCCGGGCAAGGAUGUCGACCUGACGUGUCACAUUCAGAAGGAAAUCCAACUGGUCCAGGCCCAGUGGGACGUGAUCACCGACAGAGAGGCCUUGAUCGCGGUGCACCACCCCAACCUCGGCUUCUACUGUGAUGGCUUCGCCAAGAAUUCCUGCACCUCCUCCGUCACGUUUAGCCGGACUUCCGCGGGGGGAGCCGAAUGGGUUUUGCACCUGAGGAACGUGUCGUCGUCUCUGAGUGGGAAGUACAAGUGCAGCAUCACGACCUUCCCCACGGGGAUCUGGACUAUCAUCAAAAACCUCCAUGUCCAAGCCGAAGAGAUGCGAGGCAACAGAACGAUAGAUGCUGAGUUCAACCAGACCCUGGAAAUCCCCUGCCUGGACGACAAGUCGGAAAACCUUCUCGGGGCCUCGAUCCUGUGGCUGACGGAGCAGAAUGGGGCUCGGGAAGUGCCGCUGGGCCCCGACAGCCGGAUCGAGACCCAGCUCCCCCGGGACAGGCUGGGACUCAGAGAAGACCACCGGCUCGUCCUCUCGCCCGUCCAAACCCACGAUCACGAUCGCCGGUUCACCUGCCAGGCCACCCUCCGCUCUGGAAAAGUCCUGAAAAGCAUCACCACGCUCAAAGUCUGGGCUAAACCAGAAGUCUUCAUAACGCAGCAAAACACCUCCACUGGACUUUUAGGAGGGGUGGGCGCUCACUGUUGGGUGCGGAACGUGUUUCCAUCCGCAAGAGUCACGUGGUAUAUGGACGGAGAGGUUCUCGACGGCAGAAACCUCAAAGGGCUAAUCACCACCACGGAAGAGAGCAGAAGCCACGGAGGCCUGUCUGUGCUGAAGUCAACAUUGGAGCUGAGGCCCGCCCUGUCCGAAAGCCGACGGCUCUGGUGUGUGGCUCUGUUUCCCGGCCCGGGGGGUGAGGUGAGGAAUGUCUCAUCGAGACGGAUGGCGCUUUCCAUGGUUGAGUGGACUUCAUCCAUCACUAGUCCCCCAGCCGACGAGCCAGAGGCAGGACUCGAAGCCACAGACGCCACAGCCAACUGGCCUGAUUCCAGUGCUCCCACAGCCGGCCUCACUCUAUCCAGUGCCCGCACAUCUGGUGCCCCACUCUCCACCGCCUACAACCUCUGGUGCCAUGCUCUCGUUUCGGCCCCUCCAACCCUGGGACCCCUGCGCUCCCUGGUCCCCCCGGGCCCCCUCCGGCCCCCCAGCCCAACCGGUGACCUGUGUGGUCCUGCAGUUGCCAUGCUGAAACCAAGGCCUUCCUGGCCAGUGAUCGUGGCCGCGCUGCUCUUCUUCUUCUUGGCCGUGUUUGCCCUGGGGAUUCGCAAGUGGUGCCAGUACCAGCAGGAAAUCAUGGAGAGACCACCGCCCUUCAAGCCCCCCCCGCCUCCGAUCAAGUACACCUACAUCCAAGAACCAGGUGGACGCGAGCACUCUUGCCACGAAAUGGAAAACCUCUGACGGUGCCCGCCGGCCCGCCCGACAGCUCAGCCACUCCGGGAGAGUCGGACGGGCACCGACCCUGGCACGGGCCCCCAGCCCGUGGCCACCGGCGGGAGAAAACCCCUCUACCUCCCCCCAACCCGCUCUGCCAGCUCUCUCCGGGGGCACCUGCACUUCUCAGGAGAGAUUCAGAGACUCCGAUGAUCCCUCGUUGUCCAUGUGCCCCCUGGCCUGGACCCCACUCCCCUCACCAACUACACGUGCCAUCUCCUCCAGCAAGCCUUCCUGACCGAUCAACCCGUAGCCGCCUCCGGGACUGGCAUAUAUACGUAAAUGUAUAGUAAAAUUGGUCAUUCUGCAUCUUCGUUCUGAUCCUAUUGCUUGGAAAUAUUUUCUUGUGGGUCUUUCCCGCUAAGGUGGGCAGACAACGGGGCUUGUGCCGCCGUUUUACUUUUCCAAGCACUUGAUGCAGCACACUGCCUUCCGUAGGCCCUUGAGAAAUUUUGUUUAAGUUUCUGACUCACUGUGACUUUAUAGAUUAAUCCACACUUUUCUUGGUAAAGGGUUUGGAAGUGGUUUACCGUGGCCUUCUUUCAUGCGAUGAAGGCUUUAAGUCUCUGUCCAUGUCUUUGAUCAACAUUUCGAACACUUGAUCAUCUCUCCGCCUUUCCCCUGUCGCCGCCGCCCAGCAUAGGUGAAUCAACUUUGACGCUUCGGAUUCGACCGUUUCAUUACGGGUAACCCUGACUAGAAAUGAUCUCUCAGUGACAUAGCUGUAAGCUUGACUGGCAUAUGCAAAUCGCCUGCCACGAUAAAGCACUGAUUCGAACGGGAGCCUUAGGAAAUACUGACCGAUAAAUAUCGUUAUAACGAUCGAUAAAUACGUCUCGGACACCAUGGAGGCUCAGGAAGGGCAGGGUUCCAUGGGCUGAAAUGAACGGGGAUUAGACUGUAAGCCCGUCGAAGGGCAGGGACCGUCUCUAUCGGUUACCGAUCUGUACAUUCCAAGC
Molecule: messenger RNA, 2720 nt
Organism: Ornithorhynchus anatinus (platypus)
Lineage: Eukaryota; Metazoa; Chordata; Mammalia; Monotremata; Ornithorhynchidae
Gene: CD96
Product: CD96 molecule
Exons: 11
Coding region: 160-1728 (522 amino acids)
Biological process (GO): cell-matrix adhesion; inflammatory response
Source: RefSeq, a predicted model, not a curated record